CUCCCUCUCGAUCUCUCUGGGUAGCGCCGAAGCAAGCGAUCGAGCCGCCGCCGCCGCCGCGAUGUCUGAGAUCCUGCCCUACAACGACGACAAAGUGGCUCGCUAUGGCACCGAUUCGGAAGUCAGCGACAUCUCCUUCAGCUGCCGCCUCCAGGACACCAACUCCUGGAGCAACCAGUCCAAGAGGCCCCCCAAGCUGGGCCAGAUUGGCAGAGCCAAGAGAGUUGUGAUUGAAGAUGAUAGAAUAGACGAUGUGUUGAAGGGGAUGACAGACAAGUCGCCUUCUGGGGUAUAAAUCAGCACGGAAGGCGCCUGCACCCAGAUGCAGACUGAUCCCUGAAUUUUUAAGCACUUUUGGCUGUGCAUGUUUGUUGGGAUUGUGGACAAACAAGGAAAGCAAAGGAAGGAGAUGAGGCUGCUGGCAACACCCUCCACCCCCAACGCAGACCCCAACCCGAAGAGGUAACUGAUGGGGGCCACCAUCUCACCCUCCUCCGCAUCAACGGAGAGCCAAGGGACAAAAAGACCUUGUCGCCCAACGCUAUCCUGAUUACCAAUGCACGAUGCCCAACCCCGGAGUUGCGACGUCCACGACCCUUCUAGAAGGAGCUUCCUUUUUUCUUUUCCUCUUUUUUGGUUGCGGAAUGGAAGCUCUCGCGCCUUGGGGAGCUGUCCACUUCAGCACUGCCGCUCGGCGCACGCCGGCCAUCUCCCUACGCGCCCGCUCUCGGGGAGCUGUCCAUUUCAGCAUCCUCCCCUGGGAUGCUCCGGCUGCAAAGCCGUCCAUGGCAGCGGCUUUUCCUGCGCCCAUGCUGGGUGCUGUCUGUUUCCCUGUAUUCCAGAACCUUCUAUCCCGCACCCCCUCCCCCGCAAUUGCUUCCACCCAGUCCACAGCAGCAGCAGCAACAACAGCAGUGUAGCGUCCCCUCUUUUGUCUUGGGUGACCCCAGGCCAUGACACGAAGGUGCUGUUUCUCUGAGAGCGCUGAGCCACGGGAUCGCCCAGUGCUCUCCAUUUUUAAGGUGGGUGGUGGUGGUUCUCCUUUAGCCAUGCACUUUACGCCUUUCCCUUUUCCGGGGGGUGGCUGUGUAGCUGACACCUGCAUAGACAUAAGAUACGUAUAUACAUAUACAGACCCACACUAACAAUAACAGUUCCAUUGUAUUUGGAGUCACCACUUCUGUAUUUCCAAUGGACAACCGCUCCAUCCUACACAGUAGGUCCUCUGACCCCUACAAACCAACCCGUAAAAAAACCAAUCCGUUUGCAAAAUACCAGCAGUUUGGAAGCAAACCCAAAGCCAGCAGUGCUGAGUGGAAGACAGAGAAGGUUCGGAUGCGGAUGGACUAUAAUAAUAAUAAUUCAAAAAGACAGUGAUUGUUUUUGCUGUCAAGAGACAUUUUUGCUCCAUCUUUUUUGCAUGAGCUUCCUGGUCUUGGUGCCCACGUUUCGGUGCCACUAGUCAUUCCACUAUGGCACGCUUCUUUUUAACAGAAACUCCUCAUAUUUGUAUUUUUAUAUCCGAAUAUUUGUUAACAACAAUCUGCUAAUGUCUAAUGUCAAAACGUUGCAUCAAAAGAUUGUUUGUAUUUUUUUUCCCAUAAAAAGAAAGUGAGACAAGAUUUUUAUAAGAUGGAUUUCCCUUCGGAAGGCAGAUAUAUUGAAAUAGUUGGCUAUCUUAAUUAUAUAUCAGUAUUGGACAGGACUUCUUGAAUGUGUUUCAGGUUUUGCACACAUCAUCGUUAACAAGAAAUGUAUUUGAAGAGUCUUAUACUGUGAUCAAUGGCUUUGUUGAUGGACUUUGUAGGAACAUGAUGAAUUUAGAAAAAAAACUAUUGCACUGUUUAUGAAUGUGUUCAGAUAACUUGCUGGUUAUUUGAUGCCUCUUUCUUAGGAGGAGAUGUUCAGAGUUGUUUUUAAUUUUGUACUUUAAUUUAAUUUAUUUUUUUUAAGAAGCUAAUUCUUGUCCAUUGUGCAUGAAAAACCAUCAUCUUUUCAAUAAUAUACAAUGACAUUUUAUGAAGACAAGCAAAAAAUAAUAAUAUUGUCAUAACAUUCUAAGAAUGACCCAUUGUAAAUUUUAAUGCCAUUUUUCACUGUACUGGUGAACAAAACUCAAAUGAAUAAAUACAUACAUGUACUGAAAUGGAA
Messenger RNA from Elgaria multicarinata webbii, 2151 nucleotides. RefSeq names its product calcium/calmodulin dependent protein kinase II inhibitor 2 (gene CAMK2N2). Bases 62 to 295 code for a protein of 77 amino acids. The transcript is spliced from 2 exons. Gene Ontology annotation, molecular function: calcium-dependent protein kinase inhibitor activity; protein kinase binding. Gene Ontology annotation, biological process: negative regulation of protein kinase activity. NCBI's taxonomy places the organism in Eukaryota, Metazoa, Chordata, Lepidosauria, Squamata, Anguidae. The record is from RefSeq and is a predicted model, not a curated record.